Beta vulgaris subsp. vulgaris (sugar beet) is the source of this 1616-nucleotide messenger RNA. Its product is annotated as probable methyltransferase PMT26. NCBI's taxonomy places the organism in Eukaryota, Viridiplantae, Streptophyta, Magnoliopsida, Caryophyllales, Amaranthaceae. Gene Ontology annotation, molecular function: methyltransferase activity. The record is from RefSeq and is a predicted model, not a curated record. The transcript is spliced from 3 exons. Bases 327 to 1601 code for a protein of 424 amino acids. Gene Ontology annotation, cellular component: cytoplasm; trans-Golgi network; endosome.
UAAAUUUCUUCUCGCUUUCUAAUUAAUUCAACUCUUUUCCCAGAAAAUUAAAGUCUUUGAAUUAAUUUACAAUCUACAAAUAAAAAUACAAUUAAGCUACUCUAUAAAGCCAAAAUAGCAAGAAACCCCAUUAAAAUAAUACCCAGAAACCUUCUCUAUAUUAUCACCACUGCUGUGUAGCAUUCUGUCACUUACUAGUAGCUUCUAUUUUCUCUCUCCUCAACUAGAGAGAGAAAUAUAGUAUGAACUAUAAUCUAUAGUUUUUUAUUUUUCUCCCAGAUCCAAUCAAGGAUUAACACGAAUUUGGCUGAAAAAAUAAUUAAGGGAUGGCGCUAGGGAGAUAUACGAGGGUUGAUGGGAAGAAAUCGUCAAAUUACUGUUCCACGGUGACUGUGGUAGUCUUUGUAGCUCUUUGCUUAGUUGGGGUAUGGAUGAUGACAUCGUCAUCAUCUGAUUCACCUCCACAAGACAUAGAUUUACCCCAGGAAAAACAAAAAACUGAGGUGAAACCGGAUGUAGUGACUGAGGUGAAACCGGAUGUAGCAAAAGACAUCAACGAGAGCCCUCCCACUCAGCAGUUUGAGGAUAAUCCUGGUGAUUUGCCUGAGGAUGCAACUAAAGGAGACACUAAGGUUAGUCCGUCUGAGGAGGGAAGGAGCAAUGAGAACCAAAAUGAGACGCCAUCUGAGGAUAAGCGAGAUGAAAAGCCAAGUGAGAGCGAGGAAAGCAAGCCAGAUGACACUAAUAAGAGUGAGUCAAAUGAGGAAGUGAAAGAAGAAAACCCGGAGUCCAAGAAAGAAGAUGGACCUGAAGAUACAAAGACGGAAGGUGAUGGGAAUGAUUCUAGUGAAAAGAAAGAAGAAGGCUCUAGUGAAUUACAGGAGGAAAAGAAAGAAGGCUCUAGUGAAUUACAGGAGGAAAAGAAAGAGGAAGGGGGGAUAGAGGAGAAAGUUGAGCAAGAUCAGGAAAAUGGAUCUGAUGAUAGUAGCAAGAAGGACACUGACGCAAAGGAACAGGGUUCCCAAGAGGUUUUUCCUUCUGGGGCUCAGUCAGAUCUUCUUAACGAGUCUGCCAUCCAGAAUGGUUCUUUCUCGACUCAGGCUGCUGAGUCAAAUAAUGAAAAGGAAGCUCAAAAAUCUUCAAACCAACAGGAGUUUGCAUGGAAAGUCUGCAAUACUACCGCUGGGCCAGAUUAUAUUCCUUGCCUUGAUAACUGGGAUGCAAUCCAUCAUCUAAGGAGUACUAAGCAUUUUCAGCAUCGAGAGAGGCAUUGUCCUGCUGAUCCCCCCACUUGUCUUGUUCCUCUCCCUGAAGGAUAUAAGCGACCAGUGGAGUGGCCCAAAAGCAGGGAAAAGAUCUGGUACUCUAAUGUUCCACACACCAAGUUAGUAAAGAUCAAGGGGCAUCAAAAUUGGGUGAAAGUUAGUGGCGAGUACCUCACAUUCCCUGGUGGUGGUACCCAGUUCAAGCAUGGAGCUCUCCAUUAUAUUGACUUCAUAGAACAAGUGAGCCCCCAUUUUACUUUCAACUCAGUACCAUAUUUCUCUGGAACUUCAGCACUUAAUGCUGUCUGUCAUGUGAUAUAUCUAAUCUAUAUCUAAUCUAGUAGUGCCUUC